GAGAAGAAGAAACGGCGUUUCACAAUGAGGAAGUAAAAACAAACAUUUUCUGGCGCUGAGUCAACGGAAAAGCCGGUAGGGUGGUAUGUUUAUGUGACUAGUUGUACAAACUUAGACAGCUAAUUUAAAGAAAAUGUUUUACUACAUAACGAACCUGUUUUGACAAGUGUAAUAGCUGUCUUAUAGCCAUGUAGCUAGCUAGCUACAAAUCGAGUUACUGUUGUGGACGAAGAGGUUCUGGUUUCAGUAACUUGCCUUAAAACCCUCUGGCUAUACUCAUUGACAACUUGGUUAGCUAGCUAGUUAGUCAAAGAAAAGUAGGUUUCCACAACCGAUAAUUCGAGAGUGGAGCCACAUCAUGGCAUACUGCGACAAGACCGGUGAUCAUCCCUUAGCUUGUCUAAACAAUGAGGACAGUCGUAAUGGACAUGACCCGGCGACAGAUAAGCAGCCGACUCCACACUCCAAAGGAAAUGAGAAUGAUUACUGUGCCACUGAAGAAGCCCUGACAGUGUCUGUCCCUAAAGGGUUGUAUCUAAAGAAGAAAAAGCUUGUCCUUCACGUUGACCUCAAUAACACCAUCUUGGUGUCUGAUGCCGUGACAAGUCAAGGAACUAUUGCAGCUUUGGAUUACUUUAUUUCCACUGUGACAUGGGGACAAAUGAGUAAACAAGGUAAAUGGAUGUGGAUGAGUGACUCACCUUCCCUACUCCCACCAUGUGAGGGCGCUGUCAGCUACUACUCGCAGUUUGGCCGGGUGGCAGGCUUCACCAGCUCCACUGCAGGUCGUCGGUUCCGGGGCGUGCUGGACGAGCACUUGGCGAUGCUGCGAUGGCCAGAGGAGCUGAAGGGGGACAAGGAGCUGGCUGUGAAGGGGGAGGACGGACAGCUGUACCACUGGAUCUUGCCCUCUUUCUUCCAGCUAUUGAAAGACCUGGUGGCAGAGGGGAGGGACUUUGCUAUCCUGUUCCGCACCUUUGGCUCAGACCUUCCCCGCGUGCUGUCUGCAGUGUCCCGUGCCCUCACUCAGGGCUCCCACCCACUCUUCCCUGACCUUCCAGCACUUAAGCUGAGUGUGAAUGAGACACCAGGCCAGAUCCGCUGCAGUAAGAAAGGGGCGGUCCUGACCCGGGCAGAGGAGCGUCUGUCCACACGUGACGGGGAGCGAGCCCUGUACCAGUACCUCAGCUCUGUCCAAUGCCUGGGGGGCUUCCAGGACCAUUUUGACUGGUGGGCCAGGAACACCUACUCCAUCCUGGGAGGGAAACCUCUGUGGGUGGACCCCUUCGACCAGGAUGUCCAGCACAUCUUCAUCGAUGACAACAUUCGACAGAAUGACAAAGACACCAUCGUCCAUCCAAAGGUGUUCCUGGACCGAGACAGCUCAGAGACACGCACAGCCUCCACCUCAGAGCUGUAUGACCUCUGUCUGGUCCAGAACGACCUGCUCAGGGCCAUCUCAGACCCAGAGUAUUUCACCCAGCGCAUCAGCAUCUGCCAGGAGAACUAUGACAGGAACCUCCAGCAGGGGGCAGGCUAGAGUGGUUUGUCUGCAGCCCAGAGCCCCAGGGUGAGAAGGGGUUGGGAGAACUCAGGGGUCUGUAGACUGGAGGUGGAAGGUCAAAGGGAGCUCCUGUAGUUGCUCCAACUCCUCCUCUAAGGUCAAUAUUCUCAGGGUGUGACACUGGCAACCAAUAUAUUGCAUAUGUAGAAGGCAUUAUUUUGUAGUAGUAUUUUGCUGCUGUUUUUAAAUGAGAAUAUAAAAAAAUAAUAGGUAAUCGAUAUAAAGGCAUUGUUUACGUAUACCAAAAUCUGUUCAGAAAAGACUUGAAUGGUCAUACUUGAAUGUUUCUAAUAUCACAAAGAGAGAGAGCUACAUAGUUGAGCAGUAACUGUUACAACUUGAUACAUACUCUAGUCUACAGACAUGUUAAAUUACUUUUAUAUUAACCACAUUUAGUAUUACUGUUUGACUAUUUAUCAUGGCAAUACAAUGGAUGAGCUUGACCUAAUAUAAUUUGGGUUUAUGUGGUUUGGGGGUUUAUCUGCACUGAAAAUUACUUUACUUUCUUUGGAAGCGCUCUUAUGUGAAAAAAAUGAUGUAUUUGUGUCACACAUUUUCUUGAAGGUUUAUCAUGGUGGUGGAUGAGGUGAGGUGAGCGUCCCCGUUACAAUGUAAAGCGCUUUGGGUGUCUAGAAAAGCGCAAUACACUGAAUGUACAAAACAUUAAGAACACCUUCCUUAUAUUAAUAUUGUGUUGUACCCCCCCUUUUUGCCCUCAGAACAGCCUCAAUUCGUCGAGGCAUGGUCUCUCAAGGUAUCGAAAGCGUUCCACAGGG
Molecule: messenger RNA, 2340 nt
Organism: Coregonus clupeaformis (lake whitefish)
Lineage: Eukaryota; Metazoa; Chordata; Actinopteri; Salmoniformes; Salmonidae
Exons: 5
Coding region: 359-1540 (393 amino acids)
Source: RefSeq, a predicted model, not a curated record